This is a messenger RNA of Notolabrus celidotus (New Zealand spotty), 2951 nucleotides long. It is a transcript of the gene hectd3, whose product is annotated as HECT domain containing 3. The coding region runs from base 235 to 2811 and encodes 858 amino acids. The transcript is spliced from 20 exons. NCBI's taxonomy places the organism in Eukaryota, Metazoa, Chordata, Actinopteri, Labriformes, Labridae. Gene Ontology annotation, molecular function: ubiquitin-protein transferase activity. The record is from RefSeq and is a predicted model, not a curated record.
CUUUUAUUCUGAAGCACAUGCGACGGAAGUUCGAGAGGGUCAAAAGUCAUAUUUCACUUCCGCGUUGUCAGAUAUGGAAAGAAAUGCUCAUCGAUAGGCGAAUUUUACCUUUAAAAGACUUGUCAACACCACCGCACCAGGAAGGAACACAAAGGCUGUACCAGAGGUGUGAUGUCACCUGACGCCCUCUUUAGCUGAGCUGUAACUAUCACCAUCAUCAUCAUCAUCUUCAUCAUGUCUCUGGGCGACAACCCUCACCUGCUGCUGGGCAGGAUCCGCUUCCUGAACAGGUGCAUAGAGUGUUUCCGGAGGAGUGAGUCUGUGCCAGGGUGCCUCUGUUAUGUCCCCAAAGAGGUGUGCUACAAAAUCUGCAAAGAUUCCUCGUCCUCGACCUCCGCCUCUUCAGGAGCAUCUGCAGGAGGCUCCACCGGGAAAACACUCGUGUCCGUGUUUGAGAGUCCACACCAGACUCCACACAUCAAGAAAUUAUGCAAGUACAACAUUGAACCAAAGAAAGGGACUUGUAUCCGGACCACAGGGGAGGAGUACUGUAACAGUCAGGGCCUGUGGGUCAAAAUCAAUAAGGAUCAGCUGGAGGAGCACCGUCCAGGUCUGGACUUGGAGGAGGGCUGGAUCCUGGUGUGUAAGCACACGGAGGGUGGCGACAGGCUGGUGCCAGUAGAGUCUCCCGAGACGAUCAGCAGACAACAGCAGCUCUUUGGCUACGACCACAAGCCCUGCAACAGGUGGGAGCAGGUGGUCAAUGUGGAGAAUGCGCUCUACAUUGGCUCCAAACCCAAAGUGGCUGAGUGUGAUGAGGCCGCCGUCCAGAAGCUGAGGCAUGUUCCUCCCACCUGGGUGUAUGAAUGUGAUGAGGACCUGGUGCACUACCUCUAUGACCACAUAGGAAAAGAGGACGAGAACCUGGGGAGUGUGAAGCAGUGUGUGACCAGCAUCGAUGUCUCUUCAUGUUCUGAGGAUCCCAGUGGAGGAGCGAGCUGUCUGACAGACGGCGACACUGAGACUUACUGGGAGAGUGACGGCAUGCAGGGACAGCACUGGAUCCGUCUGCACAUGAAGAGAGGCACUGUGGUCAAUAAGCUGAUUUUGACGGUGGACUCUACAGACGACAACUACAUGCCCAAACGGAUUACAGUGUAUGGAGGAGAGGAGCUUAAUCUGAAGAAGCUCAGUGAUGUCACCAUCGAUGACAACCUGAUUGGAGAGGUGUGUGUGCUGGAGGAUAUGACAUCUCAUCUGCCUGUGAUUGAGAUUCGCAUUGAGGAAUGUAGAGAUGCGACAGAUGAGGGCAUAGAUGUCCGGAUCCGAGGCUUGAAGAUCAAGUCUUCCUGUGAGAGAGACCUGGGUCUGAACGCUGAUGUUUUCCAGUCCACUAACCUGGUCCGCUACCCCCGUCUGCAGGGCAACACGCCUGAUGUCCUGUACCGCAGAGCGCUGGUCAUCCAGAGGUUUAUCUCUCUCCUGGACUGUGUGCUCCCACACUUGGUACCAGCCUGGGACUACAGUUUGGGCACCUUCAACCAGAUCAAAACCAUAAAGCAGUUCCUGCUGCUGUCCAAGCGUCGCUCAGCCCUCAUCACACAGUGUCUGAAGGACUCUGAGACCAGCAAGCCAAACUUCAUGCCCCGACUCUACAUCAAUCGACGUCUGGCCAUGGAGCACAGAGACAACCCGUCUCUGGACCCCAGCUGCAAGAACGCCGUCUUCAAUCAGGUCUAUGAAGGUCUCAAGCCGUCUGAUAAAUUUGAGAAGACUUUGGAUUACAGGUGGCCGGCUCGGUAUGAUCAGUGGUGGGAAUGUAAGUUCAUUGCAGAGGGAAUCAUUGAUCAGGGAGGUGGAUUUCGUGACAGCCUGGCAGACAUGUCCGAGGAGCUCUGCCCGAGCUCAGCUGAGUGUCCCAUGCCUCUGCCCUUCUUCAGCCGUACGUCCAACCAGGGCUCAUUAGAGGCCAGAGAUUACUACGUCCCCAACCCGUCCUGUAAAGAGUUCCAAAAAUACGAGUGGAUUGGUCAGCUCAUGGGAGCUGCUCUCAGAGGAAAAGACUUCUUGGUCCUGGCUCUGCCCGGGCUGGUGUGGAAGCAGCUGACGGGAGAGACUGUGAGCUGGAGUAAAGAUUUCCCUGCUGUAGAUUCUGUGCUGGUGAACCUGCUGGAGGCUAUAGAGAACAUGGAUCAGGAGACAUUUGAGUUCAGGUUUGGCGAGGAGCUGGUCUACACCACCCUGCUGAGCGACGGCCAGAUGGUGGACCUCAUCCCCGGCGGCAGCAAUGUUGGUGUUCGCUACGAGGACCGCAGCGAAUUUGUCCGCCUGGUGCAGAAGGCUCGUCUAGAGGAGAGCAAGCAGCAGAUAGCAGCCAUGCAGGCGGGGCUGCUGAAGGUGGUUCCUCAGGCGGUGCUGGAUCUGCUCACCUGGCAGGAGGCAGAGAAAAAAGUGUGUGGAGACCCUGAGAUCACUGUGGAAGCCCUGAAACGUCUCACUCGCUAUGAGGACCUGGAACAAAGUGACGUCAGAGUGCAAUACUUAUGGGAGGCACUGACAAACUUCACCAAUGAGGAUCGCAGCAGGUUUCUGAGGUUCGUCACUGGUAGAAGUCGUCUUCCUGCUCCAAUAUAUGUCUUCCCUGACAAACAAGGCUCUGAAACGACUGAUGCACUUCCUCAGUCCUCCACGUGUUCCAGCACUCUUUAUCUACCCAACUACCCAAGUGCAAAAGUUUGUGAGGAGAAGCUGCGUUAUGCUGCGUACAACUGUGUAGCCAUUGACACAGACAUGAGCCCGUGGGAAGAGUGAUCUCUUGACUGCUUCACCGAUCAAACUUCACACUUUACAAAUCACUGUUGAAAAGAGAGCUUGCCAAGUUUAUCACUAUAUCUGAACGACUGCCAAUUAAUCCUUGCUGUAUAUAAUAAAGAACUAUAUGGAAACAUGGA